AUGGUCGUCAAUAACUCCCCCCUCCCCACUCUCUAUCCCCCCUCUCCCCCUUUCUCCCCCCUCCCCACUCUCUAUCCCCCCUCUCCCCCUUUCUCCCCCCUCCCCGCUCUCUAUCCCCCCUCUCCCCCUUUCUCCCCCCUCCCCCCUCUCUAUCCCCCCUCUCCCCCUUUCUCACCCCUCCCCCCUCUCUAUCCCCCCUCUCCCCCUUUCUCCCCCCUCCCCCCUCUCUAUCCCCCCUCUCCCCCUUUCUCCCCCCUCCCCCUCCCCCCUUCCGUUCUCUCCACGCUCCCCCCUGGUUACCUCCGUCUUUUCACCGCGAUGCGGCAGAGGACGAGAUGCGGCAGAGGACGAGUCCCAACACCCACAUUGUCGAUUUCGCCAAUAAUUCAUUCUCCCUGUUCUCUUUCCCCCAUCUCUUCCUACCUCCUCGCCUUCCCCUUCUCCUCUCCCUACCCCUCUCUCCCUUUCUCUCUGCAGGACGCGGCAGAGGAUGAAUCCAACAUCCACAUAGUUGACUUCGCCAUGUGGGCAGGCCAGUGGCCAAUCGUCAUCCGCCAGCUGGCGGCAGCUGCCCGGAAAAGAAUGGCAGCAGCCGCUGUUACCAUCAAAAGCCAUAACAGCAGCAGCAGCAGCGGCAUUGGUAUCGCCGUAGACCCUCCCUUCGGGCAUCCCUACGGGACCGGCCCGAAGCUUCCUGCGGCUUUCCUGCAGGCUGAGCUGGCGCGGGCGGCGCAGGAGUGCGGCGUGAGCUUGUCCUUUUCCCGGGUCGAGGCGGCGCCGGAGACGCUGCGGGCGGCGGCGAUUGGAGUGGAGCGUGGGGAGUGUGUGCUGGUGAACGUGGCCGGGCGGCUGGCUUGUGUGGCAGACUCUACAGUGCUGAGACACAGCCCAAAGGACACAGCAAUAAAGGCGAUCAUGCAGCUAGACCCAAAGGUGGUGGCGCUGGUCGAGUGGGACUCCAACCAGCAGCAGCCCUUCUUCCUAUCUCGCUUCCGAGACGCCCUCCUCUUCUUCCACAACAUCUUCACUUCUCACGAUGCCCUCGCCUCACGCUUUUCCUUCGGCCGCCGCGGCUUCGAGGAGUUUGUUCUCGCACGGGAAAUGGUGAACCUGGUAGCAUGCGAAGGCAUGCAGAGGCUGGUGAGAGCUGAGAGGUUGGACCAGAUGCAUGCGCGGAUGGGGAGGUUGGGGGUGGCGGCACGGCCGUUCAGCAAGAGGAGCAUGUGGGGGUUGCGAGAGCUGAUCGCGCCGUACCCCAAAGGGUUUGCGGUCGAGAGGCAUCCGGCUGGGGGUGUGCGGCUGAUGUGGAAUGGCCAGUCGAUUCUGGGUGCCUCUGCUUGGACUCCAGGAGGGGGAGAUGAGAGGAGGAUGGAUAGAUGA
Molecule: messenger RNA, 1380 nt
Organism: Closterium sp. Naga37s-1
Lineage: Eukaryota; Viridiplantae; Streptophyta; Zygnematophyceae; Desmidiales; Closteriaceae
Source: the annotation of a GenBank genome assembly